AUGUAAUAAACUACAUCAAUAAGUAAAAGGAUUGCUAUUAAAUUUCAUAACGUAUAAAUGACAUACAUAUAUUAAAAAAGAUAAAAGGAAUUUACAAAAAGGAUCCUUCAGCAUAAAAAGUAGAAGGAUAAAAAGAAUUCUAAGAAUAUGUCUAAUAUUUAAUUGAAAGAGGAAUGAAAAUAAAUAAUUUACAAAUGGCUUAAUUUAAAACAAGAAAUAAUUUACCUUAUUUGGGAUUACAAAGUAACUUUUCUAUAAGCAAUUUGGUUAGCUAUAGAAAAAAUAGAAAAUGAUUCAAUUCUUGUAUCAGUACCAAAAGAAUUAAUGUUGACCACAAAAAUUGCUUAUUUUUCAGAUAUUCAAGAAAUCUUUGAUGCUUAUCCAUAAUUUUUUUGUUUGCAUUGUGCAGGAGGAUGGCAGGAUAGAAUAUUACUCACAUAUAUAUUAUAUUAAUCAUAAUUAGGAAAGUAAUUGAUUUUAAUGUAAAUAUUUAGAUAAUCGUAAUGGUAUCAUUUAAUAUCUAAUUUACCAAGAGAUAUUGAUUACUUAAUAUUUUGGUCUGAUGAGGAAUUAAAAUUAUUAAAUGAUGAAAAACUUGUAUAGAAAUCUAAAAGAGAAUUAUAAGAUUUCUUAAUAAUUUAAAAGACAUUGACACAUAUUUUAGAUUAAUAUCCUUAAUAUUUUAAAAAAGAAACAUAUAGUUUUGAUAAUAUUAAAUGGAUAUUUAUACAUUUGGUAAGUAGAUGUUUUGGAUCAACUUUAGAAUAAGUUGCAUUUGUUCCAUUUUGUGAAAUGUUUAAUCAUGAGAAUACUGAUGUAAAAUACACAGGUUUGUAUUUAGAAAAUAACAUAAAUAAACCUAAAGAAGAUAAAUAAUAAGAUACUAAUCAAUCUGAUGAAUCAGAUGGAGAUAGUGAUUCAUAUGAGUAAGAAGAUUAUUAAUAUCCAAUUGAAAUUUUGUAACAAAUCAAAAAUUAAAAGUAAAAAACACCAACUUAUAAAUUAAUUGAACAAGAAUUAAUUUAGUAUUAAAAUUAAGUGAACUUUCAAGAUCCUAAUGCAAUUGAAUAAUUGAGACUUUACUAAGAAAAAUGUAAUAUCAGAAUUGAUUUAUAAAUCUAAUAUCUGAAAAACAAAAGAUGGUUUUAAGAAAACUUAAAUCUAAGAGAUAAUUUUACCAUCAUUUUUGUCUCUAAGAGUUUAGAGUAUAUUUAAGAAUAAAUUAAAUUAUAUGAAACAGAUGUAUUAUCAUAUGAUUAGGUGUCAUCUAUUCUAUAAUCAGUAGAAGAGAAAUCAGAAUUAUAUUUAGAAUAUGUUAAAGAUUAUGCUUGUGAAAAACUCAAAGAGAAAAGUUAUUAAUUAAAAUAAUUUGAAUUUCCAGAAUAACCAUAAGGUAUUGAAACUGUUGAGGAAAUGUUAAAGAUUGCUAUUCCUGAAAAUAUUAAACCUUUUGAAACUAAAGAAGAUUGGAAGGAAGAUUUAUUUGAUAAUUUUGUUAUUAAAUGUUCAAACAAAGAUGAAUUUGAAAAAGGUGCUUAAGCCUACUUUUCAUAUGGUAAAAUUUCAAAUAGAUCUUUAUUAUUAAGAUAUGGAUUCACUCUAGAAUACAAUAUCUAUGAUUAUGUAGAAGUGAAAACUUAAUAUAUUUAAUACAUACCAUUUGCCAGUGAUAUUGCAUAAGUAAAAAUAUAUAUAUAAAUAUAUUUAGAACUUCUAAUUAUCCAAAUAUAAAAAAUUUAAAAUAAAAUAUACUAAAAUUAAUGAUGAUUUAUUGAUGUAUUUUAAAAUUUUAAAUUGGUAAUAUGAUUAAGGCAUAUCAUAUUUAUUUGAUGAUAUUUAUGAUACAACAGUUAUUGAUUAGGCUAUCAAUUUAAUUAAAUCAUAUCACACUGAAAAUUUUAAGGAAACUUUAAAAUGUCAAUAAGAGAAAAUUACAGAUUAAAAUUUAAAUUAUCAUGAUUAUUUUGCCUUAAUUUAUCAUGUUGAACGAUAAAGAAUUAUAGAAGCUUAAUUAGAAGCAUUACAAAUGUUGAAAUGUAAAAUAGAGAAAAAGGAUUAUGGAAAGUAAUAGUUUGAAUGGACUUCAUAUUUAAUUGAGAAAUUCUAAGAUUGA
Molecule: messenger RNA, 2113 nt
Organism: Paramecium primaurelia
Lineage: Eukaryota; Ciliophora; Oligohymenophorea; Peniculida; Parameciidae
Source: the annotation of a GenBank genome assembly